GCCUUAGUCGCAGCACCAGGUAAUUUCCUCCCAGGCCUCCAUGGGCUUGUGUAUAAAGGCCCCUGGACCUGGUCCCUGACAGAACCCAGAACCUACAGACCCAUCCAGACCCCCGGCUGAACCUGCUGCCCAGAGCCCCAUGAAGCUGAUGGCCCUGCAGCUGCUGCUCUGGCACAGUGCACUCUGGACGGUGCAAGAAGCCACACCCCUCGGCCCUGCCAGCUCCCUGCCCCAGAGCUUCCUGCUUAAGUGCUUAGAGCAAGUGAGGAAAAUCCAGGCUGAUGGCGCUGACCUGCAGGAGAGGCUGUGCACCACCCACAAGCUGUGCCACCCUGAGGAGCUGGUGCUGCUUGGGCACUCUCUGGGCAUCCCCCAGGCUUCCCUGAGUAGCUGCUCCAGCCAGACCCUGCAGCUGACAGGCUGCCUGCGCCAACUGCACGGCGGCCUCUUCCUCUUCCAGGGCCUCCUGCAGGCCCUGGCGGGGAUCUCCCCAGAGUUGGCCCCCACCUUGGACAUACUGCAGCUGGACGUCACCGACUUUGCCACCAACAUCUGGCUGCAGAUGGAAGACCUGGGGGUGGCCCCUGCCGUGCAGCCCACCCAGGGCCCCAUGCCGACCUUCACCUCAGCCUUCCAGCGCCGGGCAGGAGGGGUCCUGGUUGCUUCCAAGCUGCAGAGCUUCCUGGAGCUCGCGUACCGUGUCCUGCGCUACCUGGCCGAGCCCUGAGCAAAGCCCUCCCCAUCCAGUGUAUUUAUCUCUAUUUAAUAUUUAUGCUUAUUUAAACCUAAUAUUUAAAGACGGGGAAGACAGAAAGGAGCCCUAGACUCCUGGAUCCUUCCCUCCACCUCCAAGUUUCAUUCUCCCGCCUGUAGCAGGGAGAAAAACUCCCGUCUUCCUGUCCCCUGGACUGGGAGGGAGUUGGUAAAUACCAAGUAUUACUUCCUGUGACUGCUCCCUGCCUGGCUCCGUGGUGGGCUCUGGGGAGAGCCACAGCGAACCCCUACCCUGAGGGUGCCUACCUCGGGGACCUUGGAAUCAUCGGGAAGUCUCCCACGUGGGAGAUGAGACAGCCCUGUUUAAUAUUUAAACAGCAGUGUUCCCCAACUGGGUCCUUGCACC
Messenger RNA from Lipotes vexillifer (Yangtze River dolphin), 1120 nucleotides. RefSeq names its product colony stimulating factor 3 (gene CSF3). The coding region runs from base 140 to 727 and encodes 195 amino acids. The transcript has 5 exons. Gene Ontology annotation, biological process: immune response; positive regulation of myeloid cell differentiation. The record is from RefSeq and is a predicted model, not a curated record. NCBI's taxonomy places the organism in Eukaryota, Metazoa, Chordata, Mammalia, Artiodactyla, Lipotidae. Gene Ontology annotation, cellular component: extracellular region. Gene Ontology annotation, molecular function: cytokine activity; granulocyte colony-stimulating factor receptor binding.